Anguilla anguilla (European eel) is the source of this 3036-nucleotide messenger RNA. RefSeq names its product solute carrier family 35 member F2-like. Gene Ontology annotation, biological process: transmembrane transport. Gene Ontology annotation, cellular component: membrane. The coding region runs from base 24 to 1265 and encodes 413 amino acids. The record is from RefSeq and is a predicted model, not a curated record. The transcript has 8 exons. Gene Ontology annotation, molecular function: transmembrane transporter activity. NCBI's taxonomy places the organism in Eukaryota, Metazoa, Chordata, Actinopteri, Anguilliformes, Anguillidae.
CUCAGGGGCUGCAUCGGCGAACCAUGGAAACCAGGGGACCAGAACGGACACCUUCUGAUCAGGAGGAACGAGGCAGAAAUGCUUUUAUCAGCAGACUGCGCACUCACAAACUGAGAGAGCAUUUCACAUGGAAGCUUCUCAAGACAAUGGCCAUGGGUCAGGGCUUGUCUUUGCUGAUAUGUGGGACGGCUCUCAGCUCACAGUACCUGGCAGUAGAAUUCCACGUGGACACGCCCAUGCUUCAGAGCCUCAUGAAUUAUGCCUUGCUGUGUUUAAUUUACACCACAAUGCUGGCCUUGAGAAAAGGGGAUGGAAAUAUUUUGCAGAUUUUAAAGACAAAGUGGUGGAAAUAUUUGCUUUUGGGACUCACAGAUGUGGAGGCAAAUUACACAGUAGUGAAAGCAUACCAGUUCACAACCCUGACAAGCAUACAGCUGCUGGACUGCUUUGUGAUCCCAGUGUUAAUGGUUCUGUCCUGGUUCUUCCUGAAGACUCGUUUCCAUGUAGUGCACUACGUGGCUGUGUUCAUCUGCCUGCUGGGGGUUGGGGCCAUGGUUGGGGCUGAUUUAAUUGCUGGAAGAGAUCAAGGCUCGACCCUAAAUAUUUUGCUGGGGGAUGGUCUGGUGCUCAUCAGUGCCACCUUAUAUGCCAUAUCCAACGUGUGCCAGGAGUACACGGUGAAAAACUGCAGCCGAGUGGAGUUCCUUGGAAUGGUGGGGCUCUUUGGGACCCUGAUCAGCAGCAUUCAGUUUGCUAUACUAGAACACAGAAAUGUUGAAAAGAUUGAGUGGAACUGGAAUAUUGGCCUGCUUUUUGCUGCAUACGCCUUCUCCAUGUUUGCACUGUAUAGCUUCAUGCCAGUGGUUGUGAAGCUGUCCAGCGCCACAGCGGUCAACCUUUCCUUGCUGACUGCUGACCUCUUCAGUCUUUUUUGUGGACUCUUCCUCUUUCACUACACUUUCUCAGCUCUGUACAUUGUGUCUUUCAUGGUGAUUACCGUGGGCUUUGUAAUGUUCAACACUGUGCCCACCGUCACUCUGGCUCCAACACCCAAUCAGUGCAACAUCGAAGGGAUCACCAACCCUGCCUCAAGCACAGAGGAUGACCUACAGGAAAUGGGGGUGGAACUAUCCUUAGGGGAAGAAGAGAGGAAGUCUGAAGAGCAGAAAGAGGAAGAAACAAAGUAUGGAGGUCUCAGUGUGCCUUGGACAAGCCAAGAGCAAAACAGACCAGAAUGGACAGCUGAACACAGCACAAAGAUGUAGACUUAAUCAAUGACACACAAUUUCUUUAUCCAAUAAUGUUCUGUUAUUCAUUUGGAUGAAUCUGAGGUGCCUUGUUAGGUCUGUUAUUUUCCUUUUGCUAGUAUUUUAAUAUAGUCUACUUUCUAUGAUAUAAAAGGGAUUUCUAGAACUAGAAAUACAUAAUUUUGUAAAAUAUUGAAUGACUUCUUCGUAUGCACACACUGUAUAACGGUUAUCAAAUGUAUUGUACCACAAACUGGCAUCUGCUCACGAUGAUGUGAAACUUAAAGGAAGUUUGCUACCUCAUUCAGGUAAGUGUUAAAUAAUUAACUGAAGGGAGCUAAAAUCACCAGAAUUGGUGGGCACGCUUGGGCACUUGGUGUGCACGUUCAUGUGCUUAGCAUAAGUGCGCAAUUGUGUCACAUUUCUCAAAUAAUCAUAAGUGCAGUGCACUUGAUGUCCAUUUUAUCUAGACUUGCGCUAAGGCCACUCCAGAGUGGUAUUUGGCCAAGUACACAGACCCACAAUGCACCACGUUUGUGACUGUUGAUGCCAGUCACGAGGUUACCAGCUUAUGUAUUUACUGGAGGAAAAUGCUACCAAAGAAAUAUCAAUGUAAAAAAGAUAUUUGCAAAGAUGCAAAAGUUGUAACUGUAUGUUAUUCAUAUUUAGCAUCUGGAUGGCAUUGUUAAUGUGAAUAUACUGUAAAGUUAGCAAUCUCCAUUAAUUUGUCCGUAAUCAGAUAGCCUAGGCCAACAUUUCAUGCGUAAUACUGCAUGAAUCAUUUGCAAUAUCUUUAAUGGUUAGCCUACAUUUAUAUCAGUAGGCUAUUCCUAGGCCAACAUUUCUAAGCAUGAGUAAUACCGCAUGAAUCAUUUGUGAUAUGUUUAAUGGUUAGCCUACAUUUAUAUCAGCUAUUAAGUGACUGCCAAAGGUCUUGCCUCAGCAUCAAAAGAAAAUUGUUUGUGACCCCAGUCACCUAGCGAUGACAGAUCAAUAGCCUAUUACAGUGAUCUUCAUUUCUGGUCCAGGAGGGUCGCAUGGUAUGUUGGAUUUUGUUGUUACUCUGCACUUAAUUUAUCAAUUAAAGCAGUCGAUUACACAGUUAACUCCCCUCACCUAGUUUCUCAGGUCUGAACUGCUUGCUGAUGUCAAGCUGAAGACAAAAACUAGCAGACCCUGCGGCCUGCCAGGACCAGGAUUGAAGAUCACUGGCCUAUUAGCCAGCCUAUAGCAGGGUUGCCCAACCCUGUUCUUGAGACACACAGUACCAUCCUGUAGGUUUUCACUCCAACCCUAAUUUGGCACACGGUUCUACUACUGGGAUAACGGCUCAACACGAUCUCUAGCUGUUAAAUGAGCUGUACCUUGUUGGAGUGAAGACAGGACUCUAGAUCUCCAGGAGCACCCGAGCUGUAGGCUCGUCAAACAAUAAGAAUUUAAAAUGGCAAGAUCAUGAAAAAGAUCAAAUGUAUCACAGAAUAACAACAGUUCCAAAUAAAAAUACAAAUUUUAUUCUCAUUAUAUACAAUGGUUCAGGUCAGUCAUCAUGUUUUGGGAGAAAAUUGAAGCUACUAUCUAAACCUGAGCAAUCCCAGCCCUUCAGGGGCAGCCUGUGUGUAUGUCAGUUUUUGUUUCCAACAAUUACCCUGGCUAAAUGAGAUAAUUGGCUGUAUAAACCAACACUGGUUCACAUAUAGAUUAAACAACAGUAUAACAUUUAACAUAAGGACACAAGAACAGUCCUUGGCUGUCAUUCAUGCGCUUCACAAUAAAUGUAGCUAAAAUGUCA